Molecule: messenger RNA, 881 nt
Organism: Anastrepha ludens (Mexican fruit fly)
Lineage: Eukaryota; Metazoa; Arthropoda; Insecta; Diptera; Tephritidae
Gene: FRG1
Product: protein FRG1 homolog
Exons: 4
Coding region: 66-860 (264 amino acids)
Cellular component (GO): striated muscle dense body; catalytic step 2 spliceosome; nucleolus
Molecular function (GO): actin filament binding
Source: RefSeq, a predicted model, not a curated record
UCUACGGCGCAUUGAACACCGGCAUAUAAACAAAAGUUUGUUUCUGCUACAAUUUUGUGAGAAAUAUGUCGGCAUAUGAUAACGUGAGGGUAGGAAAAUUAGUGCUAAAGGGUGAAAAACCGAAAAAAUCAAAGAAGCACAAACGGGACAAAGAACAUAAGGAUAAAGACAAGGCGAAGAAACGUCGAACCGAAAUAGAUGAAGAUGCACUACGACAUGGUGGAUGGUGGUUGGCAAAGAGUACACCUGAAAUAAGUGGUGCAAUUGCUAUAGAAUUUGGGGAACGCUUCUAUUUGAAAGCGCUGGAUAAUGGUCUGUUCACACUAGGUCCACCACACAACGAAGGCGACGGUCCGGAACCCGAAGAAAUAUUCACAGCUUUCCCUAUAAAUGACACAAAGAUAUCAAUUAAAUCUGGCUAUGGAAAAUAUUUGAAAAUCGAAAAGGAUGGGAUGGUUACAGGACGUUCAGAAGCUGUUGGUAGCAUGGAGCAAUGGGAACCCAUUUUUCAGGAUGGUAGAAUGGCCCUUCUUUCUGAAUUGGGAUUUUUCAUGUCCAUCGAUCCAGAAGAUGAUGCUUGCGUAGCACUGCGAAAGAAAGUGACUGAGCAUGAAAUUUGUAAAAUACGAUGCAAUGCGCAGCGCGAAGCCGAAGAGGAUGAAGAACCAAAGGAAGAAAAGGGUGAUCUGUCACAAGUAGAAAAGAAUUAUGUCAAAAAGUUUCAGAAAUUCCAGGACAAGAAAUUACGUAUCAACAAAAAUGACGUCAAAGAACUUGAAGUAGCAAAGGAGCAUGGUACUUUACAUGAAGCUUUAUUGGAUCGACGUAGCAAAAUGAAAGCGGAUAGAUAUUGCAAAUAAAUAUUAAAACAAAAAAAUUAA